AGGUAAUUUGCCUGCUGGACUGUUUUACCCCCAAUCCUUCUUGUUUAGAUGUGUACAUGGUAACCACUCUAAUGGGAGCAGACCUUAACAACAUAAUCAAGUGUCAGAAACUCACUAAUGACCAUGUCCAGUUCCUCAUCUAUCAGGUUCUCAGAGGUCUCAAGUAUAUUCAUUCUGCAGGUGUUAUUCAUCGAGAUCUAAAGCCAAGUAAUAUUGCAGUCAAUGAAGACUGUGAACUCAAGAUCCUGGACUUUGGAUUAGCACGUAGCACAGAUGAGGAAAUGACAGGAUACGUUGCUACCAGAUGGUAUAGAGCACCUGAAAUCAUGCUCAAUUGGAUGCAUUAUACAGAUAAAGUUGACAUCUGGUCAGUAGGAUGUAUUAUGGCAGAGAUCCUCACAGGAAAGACUCUUUUCCCAGGGAAUGAUCACAUAAACCAGCUGAACCGUAUAGUCAAAGUUACAGGGAUUCAGGAGACCUUCUUACAAAAGAUCACAAGUGAUAGUGCAAGGCAAUACUUGAUGACACUUCCUGCAUACCCAGCAUCGGAUUUUAAAUCCAUCUUUACAGGAGCUGAUCCUGCAGCGAUUGAUCUUCUUGAGAAGAUGCUUCAAUUAGAUGAUGAUAAAAGGUUGAGUGCUGAGCAGGCUCUUCAACACCCAUAUGUUGCUAAAUUUCAUGAUCCAGAUGAUGAACCAACUGCCCCUUUAUUUGAUGAUAGUCUAGAGAACAGUGAUAUUGCAAUAGAUGAAUGGAAACAACGUGUUUAUAAAGAAAUAGUAGAUUUUGUUCCAGACCAAGGGGAUUCAUGUAUGGACUGAUGUGAAGAAGUCGGCAACCAAUUUCCUCAUCUGUACAAAGUCCCAAGUAAAAGAAGAAGAGAUUCUGAAUGGUUGAAGCAAAGAUUGUCAUUGUUCAUUAUUGCAGUUUGGUAUCAGUGUGCAUUAAAUGACUUCUUAGAAUCUUAGCACAAACAUGUGAUUUUGGGUGUAAAGAAUUCUAGCAAUCCUCCCACACUGCAAAAAUCACACAAGACCUGUAAUUUACUCAUCUUUCUCUUUGAAAUAUUACUAUUGUCAAAACAUACAGAAUACAUACAUAUUACCAUGAAGUGUGUUGAAUGUAGAUUAGUAUUUGCAAUAACUGUGUUUUAAAUCAUUGUCAGGGAUGGGAUUAACGAGAAUAUUUUCAAGUAGAAUAAUUAAUAUUUGUUAGACAGGCAAGCAUGGAAAAUGAGUUUUUAUAGAUGAAUUUCUCCAAAAUAGAUUUAGUUUCAGUUUUACCAGAUCAAUGGGAGCUUUCACAAAUGAAAAAUGAUUGGAGGAAAGCCUUUUUUUUUUUUCUUUAAUCUUUUUGGUCAUUUUUUUAAAGCUUGGUGCAUUGAUGGUACUUUGGAGACACUAAUUCAUGGAUAUUCUUUGAAUUUCAAUGGAUACUGGAAGUUUACAAGUAUUUUUUUUUCAAAUAUUUAUGAUCAGGUAUGCCACUGAAUUUGCAAUAACAUGAGUGUAUAGCUGUACAGUUAAAUCAAUAUUUCAUGAUGUUUUACUGCAUUUGUUGCAGAUUUUGUGGUAGUGUGUACCACUGUGAUGCAUUUGUAUAUAAAUAGACAGCUUGAAUAUUGUUGCUUUCAUCUAUUAGAGCAGUAAAGUUUGUGAAUCGUGCAUGUGGGCCAUAUUUAGAAUGUCUUUCGUGAUAGAGUACUAAAAAGCAAAUAAUUUCUAAAUAAUGUACAUUUUUUAAGCAUAGAGUUCAUCAUGUAAAAAAACAAAAAUUUAGCAUGUUUUUGCCACUAUUGCCAGAUUAAUAAUCAAAUUACUGUUAUUUUUCAUGUUCACUGUCUUGCAUUUAAACCGCUUCAAGUGAUCUCCUUUUAUACCUUGUAACUCAAACAAGUUUUGACAACAAUUUAAUGACUGAAAUAUGAAAUCAUUACAAUGAAUUGCUUCUGUUUAUCUCAGUACAUUUUCAUCCUGUUUUUCCAUCUCAGGUGGUAGCCAUCUAAGGGUAGGUGGAUUGUAAGAAACUUUAUUGCAAUCAAUUGCAUAUUUUUUAUUUGUGCUACCCAUCGUAUGAAUUAUCAAACUUUGAUCAAUAUUAAUUUUUGCAAAAGUGGAUAAGCCAGGGGAGCAAUUCAUCAACAUUUUUGUCUGACAAGUUGUUGGAUCUGACAACUUCCCCCUGAUUUUGAUUGGCUGAUAAGCACUCUUUCUAUGGUAAUUGUCGUAUAAAUAGGACUUGUCGGAGAAAACGUCCUACAAGUUCUUUCAUGAAGUGGUCCCCAGAUGUCAAAAUGCUAGCAUUGUCAUUUCUGCUUUUUUUUUUUGUGCCUGACCUUCAGUGCUAUAGUAACUACAUGGGCUGGGCUGAUCUUAUGGUCUAGCUAUGCAAUAAUAUUGGUUUAAAAGUCAGUUUUGCAUCAGCUUUCAUGAGGAGGUAAUUAUUAUUUGGAGACUUCAUGAAGCAUUGAAAAUACCUUUAACAGAUACAUCAAGAAAUUUUGGGGCCAAGCCUAAUUAGACUCGCACAACUGUCAGGCCAGGUAAUGUGAGACAAUGAUUUUACCAUAAAGCACUUUCCUAUGGAAUUACAUAACGUCUGCUCAUCAUAAAUCUUGUUCUACCAUGGUUCUACCAGGUGUAAUUUAUAUCUAAAAGGUGUACAAAAAAAAGAUGCAUAACUGACUUUAACUAGUGAAUCAAUUCAUACCUUCUAUUGCAAGAAUCAGACCAGCAUUUUUUUUUUCUUAAAGAUUGUCAGAUUAUUAUAUGAUUGAAUUUUAGGAACUACAAUUGACUUUCAAUUAAUUAAUAGUUUCUAUCAAGCCCCCUAAGGGUUUCUAAAUUUGCUUUGAAAAAUCAGACAUGAUACUAGUAACCUGUCUAUGCAUAUUUUCAUGCCAAUUUAGAUAUCUAAAAUGGACUCUGUCCAUUCUUUUAUAAAAAAUAAUAACCAGUUCAUGAAUUGAAACCUGGGGCCCAUUGAAUAAAACUUUUUACCUGAGAAAACUCAGGUUGUUUUUACCGGAGUUGUUGCCCUGUGUUAAAGUCCAUGGCAGAAAUCAGACUAAUCUUAGUUUUCAGUUUUUACCAGAGUUUUGUCCGGUAAAAAGUUUUAUGCAACUGGCCCCUGACGUAAUAAGUGCUCAAACUGAUAGGUGUAAACUGCCAGUAAUUAUUUUCCUUGUUGAUGAAAAAAAACAAUUUAAUGUAACAUGUAAAUGCAGUGUUUAUUUAGAAUGAAAAUUUUGUUUUGCUCUCAAUAAUUUUUUUUUCUUUUCGCUGUGCCUUUAUUAUAGACUCAACUCUGCUACACGAUGCUGUUUUAUUUUUACACUAAAAAUGUAUAUACAUAUAUGUGUAUAAGUUGAAUUGUACCAUCCCACUUAUUGUAAAUACUGGUAAAUUGUGAAAUGUUUUAUAUGUAAGAAGGAAUAUUAGAUUGUAUCUGAAAAUCAUUGGAAUGACAAAAUAGAAUUAUGAAGUCAAAAAGAUUAUUUAUGAUGCUAUCAAAGUUAUUCGCUUUGUAUGUAUAGAGUAUAGAAACUGCUACUCAUGUUUCUAGUUGGAAGUGGAUGUUAAUAGAAUUGUUCUUGUUGAAUUUGUCAGUCUUGAAUUGAAUAUUUGAAAAUAUAAUGUUUAAAAAUGUUAUUAUUAAAGAUCUUUAUUUGACGUAGAUUGUGAUUCUUCAGAAAUGUACAUUCAAACUUUAUAAUUUUUACAAUGUAUGAAAUGUCCUUAUUUCUUGGUAAUGUACAUGAAUCUACAAUGGAUAUUGAAAGAUUUAAGUAAUUUAGGUUGAAUGACAUAGAUUACAUUUCUUUUUCUAUUAAAAUUUAUAAGCCAUUUAUUGUAAUGAGGAGAUAAAGGAUUAUACUUAUAUAAUGUCACUUAGGUAUAAACACAUACUCCUAAUAUGAAUUUGCCCUUUGCAUCAAUUAUAUCAACAACAACAAAAAAUUAUAUCCCAUCAGCGUUAUUAGGCUUGUUCCCAUAGGAUUUACUAUAGGAUUUAGAUCGUUACUGUGGGAGCAUCGUGGUUCUGAGUCUUGCCUUGUUAUCAGAGGUUAUGUGUUUGAUUCCCACCGCAGCCUAUCAUCCUUUGGCAAGGCAUCAAUCUGCACUUUGCCACUCUCCACCCAGGGGUUAAAUGGUUACCUGGUGGGACACAAAAGCCUAUGGAGUAUGCCUAGAGAUUGAGUCUUGGAACUCUUGUUUGAAUGUUCCCCAGGGAGUUGAGAAAGUGUAUAUAUUGUGUGUGAGCACGUAAAGAUCGAUGGCUGGGUUAUAAUUACAGAUGUACCUUGUAAAGCGCAUAGAAACACUAAGUAUAAAGCAUUAUACAGUGCAUUCUACAUAAAACUAAACCAAGAAUUAUAAACUUAAUCACAAAAACAAUAGACAAAUGACCUUUCAUUAUAAAGCUUUGAGUUUCUAAUUUCAUCUGAAAUAAGUUAUGAGACUCUUUAUUUACGCAUGAGUGAGUAAAAACCAUUCGGAGAAAUAAUACCAAAAAGUCACUUGGCGGCGGUAACAAAGUUUCAAAACGAAAAUCACAUUUUUUUAAAGGUCAAUAUCUGGUCUUUACUCCAUAAUUUCAAUAAACAAACAUGUUUUCACAGACCAUCAAAGCUUUCACACAGUUAACAAAACACGUAAUGCAUGGCUGAUGGUCAACCAAAAAAAAAGGAGUGUUGAGUAUUGACAGCUAACCUGUAAAAAAUUCCUUCAGUUUAUAGCAUUAUUUGAAUUCAAGCCUUAUUUCAAAUAAAACAUUUUAUUUUUUUACCAUUUUCUGUGAUUGAGGUAUCAAAGUAAAGAGCAGAUUUUGAAUUUUGGGGACAUGUGAUUUUCUUUUUGAAACUUGGAUACCACCCGCCAAGUGACUUUUUGAUGUCCUUCAAACUGAGUUUGCUCACUCAUGCAGAAUUGAGGAAUCAUACAAAUUAUACCAGAUGAAAAAAGAGACUGCUUUAUAAUGAUAGGUCAUUUGUCUAUUGUAUUUGUGAUUUAGAAAUAAUUCUGUUUCAUUUUCUUCUGGGACACACUGUAUAAAUGUAACUAUUAUUAUGAUUAUUGUAAAAUUGGGAAAUCACAAUUAAGAGUUUGACACCUCUUCCAGUUUUCAUUGAAAUUAAUUCAUUUAUGAUUAGAUUUCCCCCGGGAUUCCUUCACAUAAAGUGGUUAGUUUAAUAGUUUUCAAAUAUAUGAUCAGUUUGUGAAUCAGUUUAUACUCUUUUACAUUAAUGAAAUCAUCUGAGACAUUUAAAACAAACUGCAUUUAACCAUUUUCAUGGAUAUUGUAAUCAUGAAUAUUGCAAUUACAUUUUUUUUAAGCCUCUACUUGUGUUUGUUUUGUCCAAUAAUUUGAAUAUAAUACCUUCAUUCUGCUAUUAAACAUGGGUGGAUAUCUUUAAUAUUAA
Lytechinus pictus (painted urchin) is the source of this 5422-nucleotide messenger RNA. Its product is annotated as mitogen-activated protein kinase 14-like. Gene Ontology annotation, cellular component: nucleus; cytoplasm. The record is from RefSeq and is a predicted model, not a curated record. Gene Ontology annotation, molecular function: MAP kinase activity; ATP binding. NCBI's taxonomy places the organism in Eukaryota, Metazoa, Echinodermata, Echinoidea, Temnopleuroida, Toxopneustidae. Gene Ontology annotation, biological process: protein phosphorylation; intracellular signal transduction. The transcript is spliced from 8 exons. The coding region runs from base 57 to 821 and encodes 254 amino acids.